CCAUUAUGGGAAAGGCUCCCAAAUAGCCCUGAAGCUUUUGGUCCUGGAGAUUAGCCGCUGGCGUGCUCGGCUCCCGGCAAAGGGCAGGGAUCCGUCGGCACAGUGGUGCCCAGGGCGAUGAACGGGGCUGGGAGCUGCUCUGAGGGGCAUCGCCUGGGUGGCUGAGGAUGACCAUGUGGGAGCGGGUCAGGAGAGCUUUGCUGAACUCGCUGUCCACGACCUUCCUGCACAUCUGGAAGUGGGUAGCGGCUUUCUGGCGUAAAAAUGGCCUCUUGACCCUAUCGAUGCUGUCGGUUGCCACCGGGUGCCUCCUGGGGUUCCUGCUGCGGGCGCUGGAGCUGACGGAGCUGGAGAAGCAGUACUUUUCCUUUCCUGGAGAGCUCCUCAUGAGGAUGUUGAAGAUGCUGAUCCUGCCCUUGAUCACCUCUAGCCUCAUGUCCGGGCUGGCCACGAUGGACUCCAAGGCCUGCGGGAAGAUGGGGAUGAUCACCAUCACCUACUACCUUUGGACAACCUUCAUGGCAGUGACUGUCGGGAUCAUCCUCGUGGUCAGCAUCCACCCCGGCGCAGCUGCCCAGAAGGAUGACUACUCUGUGGGGAAAGUGGUGCUCAGCUCCGCUGAUGCGUUACUGGAUUUAAUCAGAAACAUGUUUCCUUCUAACCUGAUCGAAGCUUCAUUCCAGCAGUAUCGAACUGUUCUUGUCCCAGUGGUGAAGUCUCCCGGCUUUCCAAAGAUCCCAGGAAAAUCUCUCAGUUUUAUUUACUUUGCACCCGAUGAUGAAAACCCUGAAAUUCAUCGGCCUGUGUUCCUCGAGCUGACGCCGUCGCCUGAGAUGACCUACAGGACUCUGCCCGGGACCAGCAAUGAGAUGAACGUCUUGGGAAUCGUCAUCUUCUCAGCAACGAUAGGACUUCUCCUGGGAAAAAUGGGCGAGCGAGGAACACCGCUGGUUAAUGUGUGCCAGUGUCUGAAUGAAGCAGUUAUGAAAAUUGUCUCAAUGGCAGUUUGGUACUUCCCCUUUGGCAUCGUAUUUCUCAUCGCUGGAAAGAUCCUCGAGAUGGGAGAUCCAUCAGUUAUAGGACAGAAACUGGGACUAUAUGCCAUUACAGUAGUGUCAGGGCUAGUCAUCCAUGGACUCGUUCUCUUACCUCUGCUUUUUAUGGUCAUCACCAAGAAAAACCCCUUUGCUUUCAUUCAGGGGAUACUGCAAGCCUUGCUGAUUGCCUUAGCUACAUCGUCCAGCUCGGCAACCCUGCCCAUCACCCUAAAGUGUCUCCUGGAAAACAACGGAAUAGACAGACGCGUGGCACGAUUCGUCCUCCCUGUCGGUGCCACCAUCAACAUGGAUGGCACGGCACUGUACGAAGCAGUUGCUGCUAUCUUUAUUGCCCAGGUCAAUGAAUAUGAUUUGGAUUUGGGACAAAUUAUAACGAUAAGCAUAACAGCAACAGCAGCAAGCAUAGGGGCGGCUGGGAUCCCCCAGUCCGGACUCGUUACGAUGGUCAUCGUGCUGACUUCUGUUGGGCUGCCGACCGACGAUAUCACACUCAUCAUCGCAGUCGACUGGGCUCUGGAUCGAUUUCGAACUAUGACCAAUGUCCUUGGUGAUGCUCUGGCCGCUGGCAUCGUAGCACAUGUCUGCGAGAAAGACUUUGCCCCAAAGUCCCCCACGCAAGAUCCAGUAAGCAACACGGACAAGCUUCCUUCUGUAGAGACCUCACAUCUGCAUCCCAAAGAUAAUGUGAUUGAAAUGAUUGAAGAAACUUUGUUCGAUCAGACAGGAGUUCAUUAUAACAUCUGUCAGGUGUAG
Messenger RNA from Aquila chrysaetos chrysaetos, 1811 nucleotides. RefSeq names its product excitatory amino acid transporter 5-like. Gene Ontology annotation, biological process: L-glutamate transmembrane transport. Gene Ontology annotation, cellular component: plasma membrane. Bases 168 to 1811 code for a protein of 547 amino acids. Gene Ontology annotation, molecular function: neutral L-amino acid transmembrane transporter activity; glutamate:sodium symporter activity; L-glutamate transmembrane transporter activity. The record is from RefSeq and is a predicted model, not a curated record. Lineage: Eukaryota; Metazoa; Chordata; Aves; Accipitriformes; Accipitridae. The transcript is spliced from 11 exons.